Leptosia nina is the source of this 1530-nucleotide messenger RNA. The record is from the annotation of a GenBank genome assembly. NCBI's taxonomy places the organism in Eukaryota, Metazoa, Arthropoda, Insecta, Lepidoptera, Pieridae.
AUGUUAUCGUGGGUCAAUGUGUUACUUCUCGUUAGUUACGGCGCCUGCGCACCGCAAUCCUACGAUGUGAUCGUCGUGGGUUUGGGCUCAUCGGGAGUGACGGCGGCUUCCAUCCUGGCUAAAGCCGGGAAGAAGGUCUUGGGGCUCGAGGCGAUGGACCGAAUUGGAGGUAGAGUCAAGACCGUGCCGUUUGGGGAUGGUAUUAUAGAGGAAGGAGCGGAAUGGAUUCAUGGAACUGAAAACAGUCGCGUAUACGAUUUAGCGACCGAGAACAACAUCACUGGCCCUGAUCCGUCAUUUAAGAGCGAGGGGGACUAUUUGACAGCCGAAAUACUUUCAUACAUAAAGAAGAACUACCCGCAUUUGGAGAAUGAUAAGGUUUUCAUCGACCAAGUCCUGGACCUGAUGAAUCUCUUUGUCAACGCUUAUGAGGCGUCGAAUGACUGGCACGACGUCACGACACAAUCGUCUGCGGAAGGUCUUGGUGGGCACCAGCACACUAGCUGGCACAAACACGGGUACAAGACGUUUUUUGAACUUAUGUUGAACACAUACAAAAACGGUCCUGGCCUCCCGAACCUAGAUAUAAAGCUAAGCACGGAGGUGUCACAAAUAGUUUGGCCCAAAGAUGGGUCCGGGGACGUGAAAGUGUCGUGCACAGAUGGCAGCACUUAUACCGCAAAACAUGUUAUAGUCACAGUCUCACUGGGGGUGCUGAAGGAACGAUACACCACUAUGUUUUCACCUGUAUUGCCAGAUGAGAAAAUCACAUCCAUACAAAAGAUGUCGCUAGGUCUCGUCAACAAGGUGAUCUUGAGGUUCCCGCAAAGAUUUUGGGUAGAAAACACAGUUUACGUCUUGGUUGAGGUGGAUAACGAUGGUGAGGACCUGUGGUUCACGAAACAUGGCGAUAUAUCUACACCGAUGGCUCUAGACACUGCCCUCACUAUCUGGUUAGCGGGUGACGCUGCCAAAACGACGGAAAACCUAUCCGAUGAAGUUGUCUUAGAUAAAUCAAUGAAACUCCUGCGCAGAUUUUUAGGCCAGAACUACACGAUUCCAGAACCCACCGGAAUGAUCAGGUCUAAGUGGUAUUCCAAUGCUUACACUCGUGGUAGUUAUACAUUCGAUAACCUAGAGGCCCCAAAACACCCUAAAUUGAGGGAAAAUUUAGGGGCUCCCCUAAUAGAUGCGAAGGGAAUUCCCCGCGUACUGUUCGCUGGUGAAGCGACAAAUCCAAUUCACUACGCGACGGUACAUGGUGCGAGCGAGACGGGCCAUAGAGAGGCGAUGAGAAUUUUUAAAUCAAAAUGGUACUCGAACCCAUAUACACGCGGCAGCUACACCUUCGAUAACCUGGAGACACCAAAGUAUCCAAAAGCCAGAGAAACCCUCGGAUCUCCCCUGCUUGAUGCGAACGGUGUGCCCAGGAUUUUAUUUGCUGGAGAGGCAACAAAUCCCAAAGAGUAUGGAACGGUACAUGGUGCAAGCGAGACAGGACAUAGGGAGGCAAUGAGGUUAUUAAAGUAA